AUGGUUGGGAUACAUCGCACCGCCCAGCUUCUUGCUUUCGCCAUCGUUCUUCCCCGUCUCUCACACCAGAAAUGCACCGACGACGAAGACUGCAGCCUCAACGGUGUCUGCGGCCGUGACACCGCCUGCCGUUGCGAUGACGGCUGGAUCGGAGACGAUUGCGGUAUUCUCGACGUCCGCCCAGCCAAACUAGACAAUGGCUAUAACCAGACAGCCAAAGGGACAUCAUCCUGGUGCAACAGCAUCGUGAAAGACCCCCUGGAACGAAACCUACACCACCUCUUUGUAUCCGAGUUCAGCCACGGCUGCGGCCUCGACUACUGGGCACCGUAUAGUCGCAUCAUCAGAGCAGAAUCUCGUUCUGGUCCCGCCGGACCGUACGAGUUCGCCGCCCAAGUCCAGGGCACCUUUGCGCACAACCCGACGGUCGUGUACAGCCCUGCCGACAGAGAAUGGUUAAUGUACCACAUUGGCUGUCCGACAGACGUUGCCGAUACAUGCCAAAGCAAGCACUUCUCAUGCGGAGCUGGAAACACGAAUAACGGCGAGAGCGGCAUCGCUGUCAUGUCCAGCCGCGACCUGAGGAGCUGGACGCCCAAAGGCCAGAUCUUGAAAGGAAACAACGGCAGAGGCUGGGACGCAGACGUCACAAACCCCUCCGCCUUCCCGCUCUUCUCCAAGACAAGCUAUGGAAUUCACGGCCGGUUUGAUGACGACACCCCGGCAGUGCUGUUGGCCUACCGUGGCUGUCCGUACAAUUGCUCUGGCGAAGAGCUCAUCAAUGUUGCGAUAUCGGAAACCGGCUACGCUGGCCCCUACGAGAAGGUCCAGCAGGAUCCCGUCUUCCCCAAUGGCAACGAAGACCCGUUUGUCUGGCGCGACAAGAGAGGCAACUAUCAUAUGCUGCUGCAUUCGCUUGAGCCAGAGGGCGGGUUCGGAGACGGACCAAAGGUUGGCCGACAUGCCUGGGCGCGUGAUUACAAGGGGCCGUGGACUUUUGGCAGCCGAACUUUGGCAUUUAGUACCGAUGUUAGCUACGUCGACGGGUCUGUUAUUACCUUUUAUAGGAGGGAGCGGCCACAGCUGUAUUUCUCCGAGGACGGGACGAUGACGCCCCUGUUUCUGGGGACGGGGGUGCAGCCAAGGGAUAGUCCGAUGAGCUAUUCGGUUAUUGUGCCUGUUGGCGAUGCGGGUGUCCAUGCACAGGGGCCAUGA
Messenger RNA from Metarhizium brunneum ARSEF 3297, 1215 nucleotides. RefSeq lists its product as uncharacterized. Lineage: Eukaryota; Fungi; Ascomycota; Sordariomycetes; Hypocreales; Clavicipitaceae. The record is from RefSeq and is a predicted model, not a curated record.